This is a messenger RNA of Salvelinus sp. IW2-2015, 437 nucleotides long. The record is from RefSeq and is a predicted model, not a curated record. NCBI's taxonomy places the organism in Eukaryota, Metazoa, Chordata, Actinopteri, Salmoniformes, Salmonidae.
UAUGUGUUGUCCUGCAGGGCUGACGGCUGCAGCGAUGGCCGAGGCUUUGAAGCUGCAGAAGAUGAAGCUGAUGGCCAUGAACAACCUGCACGGAGCCGGCAGCCAGAACGGUACCGAGUCAGAGAACGACGAGCUCAACUCCAACACAGGCGGAAGCGAGUCCUCCUGGGACAAAGAGAAAGCUCCAGUCCUCCCCAUCUCUGGUGCUGCCCACAGCCUGGGUCACGCAGGCCUGUCAGGGCAGCACGGCCUGUCCAGCUCCAACUCACUCCCUGCAGCAGAACCACACUACUGGCCAACCGAGUGUGUCCAGGACAGCCCUUCUCCAGCCCCCUCCAUGGAGGAAGGUCCUCGCCCGGGCUCCCAGCCCUCCUCACACCCCAGCAGCAGUGCCUCCAGCUCCCCCGCCCCACACCAACACACCCCUGACCGCCUGG